AUGGUGUGCCAAACCUGCAACAGCAGCUUGAAUCGUGGAAAGGUCCCAACCCUGUCCAAAAGCAACGGAUUUGUUUACCCGCCGAUUCCACCGGGUCUUCCCAAACUGGAUAUGAUCAGCAAGCGGCUGAUUUCUCCCCGUUUCAUCUUUCUGGUGAUUCGUCGUCUGUGUCAUGCUUUGGGCAACUAUGGUAUCAUUGGGCAGGUGAUCAACGUGCCGGUAGACGUUGAGGAGAUGGUUCGGGUUCUUCCUCGCGAUCUUGAUAAUGACUGUGCGAUUAAUGUGAGCUUCAAGAAGCACACUGCACACAAAUCGAGCCAUUACUCGGGGUGGGUUUGCAAGGGGACUGUUUAUGCUUGGCUCAAGUAUCUCGUAACUACUCCGUUGUAUAAACGUGAGGGCAUUACUUUUGACGAAGAACGAUUGAAUGCGUUCGGAGCAGAUCCACAGGAGGGUCCCUCGCGGGCGGAAGAAGCCAUGCCACUGGAUAUCAUCGAUGAUGAAGCCGAGCUGUUGGCUAGCAUGCAACAAACUGCGAUGUGGAACGAAGACAUGUACCUGGAGCUUUGCCCUACCAUGAACCGAAUGCCCUCGAGUAUUUUGUACGAUGAGAAUGCUGAGGAGUUGAGCAAUCCCGACAUAUACUUUGGGGUCCCGACAACGAUCAAGCAAGGCGUACAAGCUACUGUGUUCAACAAGGCGAGCAGUGAAGCUAGGCGAGCUGACAGGCGGGGUGCUCGUCCAGAUCACAUUCUGGCCAUGGCCAUGAAGGUGUUAUACUGCCGUAUGAUUGAAGGGCUCAAAUGUCACUUCAAAUCUGUGGGAACAGAUAACGUCACACGUGCCCAGCUCAGCGAUCCAGAGUUCCAGAGGAAUAUGAUGGAGAUUGGCUUGGCUUUCUUCAAAGGGAUACCGAACUCUGUGCAGUACUGGCAAGGACGCAAACAGGACCUCUUCGCCAUGAUUCGACAGUUGGGUAAACCAACAAUGUUUCUCACCUUGAGCGCCAGUGAAACUCAAUGGGAAGAACUGUUGAAGGUGCUGCACAAAUUGUCCAGUGACUACGAUGACCUUGAAUUGGCCGACCCGCUGUCGGAGUUAAGCGCGUUUCAAAAGGCAAAGUUGGUCGUUGAAGAUCCUGUGACGUGUGUUGCAUACAUCGACAAGCUUGUUGACGUCAUAAUGCGCAUCUUGAAGUCCAAACGGUUCAGUCCAUUUGGUAAAUACUACGUUGUGGAUUACUUCAAGCGGAUCGAGUUUCAACAACGUGGUAGCGCGCAUGCCCACAUCAUGCUCUGGUGUGCAAACGAUCCUCGUGAGGACGUUUCCGAGGACAUGCCCGCCACCAUUGAAAUGAUCAACACUCUCUGCUCCAUCGAUGCCUUCCGUUGGUUGGGACCACUGCUUGGCAAGAAGCAAGAGCACGCUCACACACGUACAUGUUACAAACACAACGAUAAACGUUGUCGUUUCAACAUUCCGUACUGGCCGAUGAACGAGGAUCGGGUAUUGGUGCCCCUUCCGGCUGAUGACAGUCGUCGUUCUGCACUGAAGAAACGUGCUCUCGAGUUUCGUGAGAUUCUGGAAACGAAGACUUUCGAAACUCUCGAAGACUUUCUGGCCGAUUGUGAGUGUACCGAGGAAUACUACCUCGAAGUGAUUCGUGCAUGGCUACAGCGACCAGCGUUCUUCUUCAAGCGUCCGAUGAAUCAGCUCUACAUGAAUCCAUUCAACGUUUGGAUUGGCGGUGUACUUCGCUCCAACAGUGAUCUGCAGUUCAUCAUGGACGAGUACUCGUGCGCCUCUUAUUUGGUUGAUUACGUCAACAAGACAAAUCGAGGCAUCAGCGCGUUUCACCGAGAGCUUCUCGAGCUGCAGGAGCAGUAUCCCGACUACGACUAUCAAGGCUUGCUGAAGAAGUUGGGCGUGAGAGUACUCAACAGUGUUGAGAUGUGCUCACAGGAAGCAGCGUGGAUCUUGCUCCGGUUACCAAUGUCCGAAGCAAGCCGGAAAAUCGAAUUUGUGCCGACAAUGUGGCCAAAUGAGAGAACCCGAUGCCGGAAGCGACACCAGCAGAUGGACGACGAGGGACUCGACGACGACUCAACGGACGUAUGGACCAGAAACAUCGUCCAGAAGUAUGAGGACCGCGAUGGAUUGGAGGAUGUGUGCCUGGCUGAUUUCGUCGCAUGGUAUGCACCGAUGAAAAGCACCAAAAACAGCUACAAGCUGCGAGGCACUGCCAAAAUCCUGCGAUGGCGAGGAUACCCGAUGAGCGAAAUGGUCGAGUACAAGCGAGAGGCAGUGCUCCUGUUUUUGCCGUUCCGGAAUGAACGAGUCGACCUGCUGGACCAGAACAAAUUCCUCCAAUUGUACGAUUCGCAUGAGACAGAGCUCAUCGCGAAACGUAAGGAAUACGAUUGUGAGUUGAAUUUGGAGCAGACCGUUGAGGAAUACCUCCGAAUAAUCGCACAGGAAGGCGAUGGCGAGCAAGAGAGAGCCGCCACGGAGAAGCACAACGAGUACGUGAGGAGCAUCGACAUGCAGCCAAACAACGAUGACAUCGAAAACCUGCCGACUUCUGCACUGCGAGCGAUUGUGAAACAACGUUCGAAUGUCAUGCCAAAAGCUGACUACUGUGCCUGGAUGCGGCAGGCUAACGAGAAGCAGCGCAUGUUGAUCCUCCACAUCAUCCAUCGACUGACGAGCUUUGAUCCUGAAAUUCCAGCGAUGCAGAUCUUCCUGACUGGACCAGCGGGUAGUGGUAAAACGUUCACACUGCGUCUGAUGAUGGAAACCUAUAACCGGUACAGCCAAGGUCACAACUCUCGCAACAACGCGUAUAUUGCAUGUGCGUCGACAGGCAAAGCCGCCGUUAACAUUGACGGUGUUACGGUCCAUCGUGCCUACCGCAUUGCAAUAUCGCGCCAGAGUGACUCAAAGCUUAGCCCUGAAUGGCUGCAGACGUACCGAAAUGAAUUCCGGAACGUGAAGCUCCACAUUGUAGAUGAAGUUAGUAUGCUUAGCGCAGGUAACUUCAGAACAAUGCACAUACGUUUGCAGGAUAUUCAUUUGGAUUACCUUCACCCAUUCGCUGACCAGGACGUUACGUUUACCGGAGAUUUACAUCAGCUGAAUCCAGUCAAUGCUUUACCAAUCUAUAAGGCUCCGAGAAAUUCGAUUGGUGGAUCUUGGCUGUGGGAUUACAUCCGACUGUACGAGUUGGAUCAGGUCAUGCGUCAGACCGAUGUGGUGUUCUCCACCAUCCUCACCGCGAUUGGCGAAGGCAAGAAACUGACGGAUGAACAGAAGACGCUGAUCGAGAGUCGGUUCAAGUCAGUGGAGGACUGCCAACGGGAAGCUCCCAACGCCGUUUGGCUGUUCCAUCAAAACGUUGAUGUCGAUCGGUUCAACAGAGAAGCGUUGAGUGGGCUCGAGGGUCUGGACUGUCUUGCCGACGAUAUGAUCACAGGUCACAGCACAUCCGCUCAGGCAACCAGUGCACGAACGAAAUUACAUAAAAUGAGCACAGCCCAAACGAGUGGGCUGCCAUAUAUGGUUCGUUUUUGCAUUGGAAAGCCCUACAUGAUCACUACCAACAUCGAUGGCGAUGAUAAUCUGGUAAACGGAGCAAUCGGCGAGCUGAAGUAUGUGGAGAUGCGGGAAAACGACGCCGGCGAAGAAGUGAUCUACAGACUCUGGUUGCAAUUCGAUACGGAGAAAAUCGGAACCAUUGCAAGAUCUAAGGCGCAGGCAGUCGUUAACGCCCGACCCCAUCUCCUGCAGAACAUCGCUCUUGGAGGUACGAUCAAAUGCAAGCGGAUUCAAUUUCCGAUUGCGAGUGCCUGUUCCAUGACAAUCCACAAGUCACAAGGUGGAACUUUCUCCAAGGUCGUUUACCAGUACAGUCGCUCGCAGGAGCAAAGGCUGGUGUACGUUGCUUUGUCACGGGUUACUUCGCUGGAAGGACUCUACUUGACCUACGCGGACAAUCCCUCUCUAGAUCCGUCUAAGGAAAAGCCUGUGUUCCACCACGCCAAGGCAAACAACUCUCCAGCGAUGCGUGAGUUGCGGGACGAAUACAAGCGCUUGAGGAAUAACCGUUAUCGAACGAUCGGAGACGAUUUUUCUGAGGUGUUGGCGAGUAGUGGACCAGCAUGCACCCUGAUGACAAUCAACGUCCAAAGCUUGAGCGCUCAUCACCAGGAUAUAUCGAUCGAUUCCAUACUGACCAGUGUAGACUACUUGGCCCUAAGCGAGACGUGGUUGGAUGAUAACUCCUCGGUCGAGAUUGAAGGCUACACUUGUGUUGUCCAGUCCAAAAGGGAUGACGCAAGAUCUGGCGGUGUGGCAAUUUAUCGAAAGACGACGACCAAAACCAGCAUGGCAGUCCCGUAUACUCCCGAAUUGGUGAGUCAAGAUCGAGACGAACUUUUCGGUGUGGCAGAUAAAUACGGUGACGUUUGCGCUGCUACAGUGGAUGUGAUGGGCACUGAGGUACUGCUGUUCUCGGUGUACAUCAUCCCAGGAACCACACUGAAGCAGAAAGACCCAUGCUGUCUGUACUACGAACUGAAGAACCCGAGCCAUCUCAGUUGCAUUGAUCCAUAA
Messenger RNA from Culex quinquefasciatus (southern house mosquito), 4611 nucleotides. RefSeq lists its product as uncharacterized. The record is from RefSeq and is a predicted model, not a curated record. NCBI's taxonomy places the organism in Eukaryota, Metazoa, Arthropoda, Insecta, Diptera, Culicidae. Gene Ontology annotation, molecular function: DNA helicase activity. Gene Ontology annotation, biological process: DNA repair; telomere maintenance. The transcript is spliced from 3 exons. The coding region runs from base 1 to 4611 and encodes 1536 amino acids.